AUGCAGCCGUCCGACGUUUCGGCAACUGUGGCCGAGAAGAAAGAGAAGGAGAAGAAGCGGCCAAGUGUAUCAGUGUUCAAGCUUUUUUCCUUUGCUGAUUUCUACGAUUGCGUUCUGAUGACUCUUGGAUCCAUUGGUGCGUGCAUUCACGGUGCCUCCGUUCCAGUUUUCUUCAUUUUCUUCGGCAAACUUAUCAACAUCAUCGGUCUUGCUUACCUCUUCCCCCAAGAAGCUUCUCACAAAGUAGCCAAGUACUCGCUGGAUUUUGUAUAUCUGAGUGUGGCAAUACUCUUCUCAUCAUGGUUAGAGGUUGCAUGUUGGAUGCAUACGGGAGAAAGACAAGCUGCAAAAAUAAGAAAAGCAUAUCUUCGGUCUAUGUUAAGUCAAGACAUAAGCUUAUUCGACACCGAAUCUUCCACCGGAGAAGUCAUCUCCGCCAUCACUUCCGACAUACUUGUCGUCCAAGACGCUCUAUCCGAAAAGGUAGGAAACUUUCUGCACUGCAUGAGCCGGUUUAUAGCUGGUUUUGCAAUCGGAUUCGCGAGCGUAUGGCAAAUAAGUCUCGUCACUCUCUCCAUAGUCCCACUCAUUGCGGUCGCCGGUGGCAUCUACGCUUAUGUGAGCACCGGACUCCUCGCCAGUGUCCGAAAAUCAUACGUCAAAGCCGGCGAGAUUGCGGAAGAGGUGAUCGGGAAUGUGAGGACCGUACAAGCAUUCACGGGAGAAGAAAAGGCGGUGAGAUCAUACGGAGAAGCACUGGAGAAUACGUACACGUACGGGAGAAAAGCCGGUUUAGCUAAAGGACUAGGACUCGGUUCGAUGCACUGUGUUCUGUUUUUGUCUUGGGCUUUGCUUGUUUGGUUCACAAGCAUCAUUGUUCACAAGGGGAUUGCUAAUGGCGGCGAGUCUUUCACCACCAUGCUCAACGUUGUCAUCGCUGGCUUGUCUCUUGGCCAGGCAGCACCAGACAUCUCCACAUUUGUACGAGCGAGAGCUGCUGCGUAUCCUAUCUUUCAGAUGAUUGAAAGGAACAAGGAGGUGAAAACAGGUCGUAAACUCGGGAAAGUAGACGGAGAGAUUCAAUUCAGGGACGUGACUUUCACAUACCCGUCACGUCCCGACGUGCUGAUCUUUGACAAGCUAAACCUAGUGAUCCCUGCUGGGAAAGUCGUGGCGCUUGUUGGAGGAAGCGGGUCAGGUAAAAGCACGGUGAUAUCUCUGAUCGAGAGGUUCUACGAGCCUACCGAUGGGGCGGUGUUUCUUGACGGGAACGAUGUUAGAUACCUUGAUCUUAAGUGGCUUAGAGGACACAUUGGUCUGGUUAAUCAAGAGCCUGCUUUUUUUGCAACUACCAUUCGUGAGAACAUUAUGUAUGGUAAAGAUGACGCGACUGAUGAGGAAAUCACCCGUGCAGUGACGCUCUCGGAAGCAGUUUCAUUCAUCAAUAAGCUACCAGAUGGUUUUGAAACACAGCUAUCAGGUGGGCAGAAGCAGACGAUCACGAUCUCGAGAGCCAUCUUGAAGAACCCAUCAAUACUCUUACUGGACGAAGCAACAAGCGCGCUAGACGCAGAGUCAGAGAAAACCGUGCAAAAAGCUUUGGACAAAGUGAUGGUCGGGAGAACAACGGUUGUGGUGGCUCAUAGACUCUCCACCGUGAGAAACGCUGACAUCAUAGCCGUUGUUCACGGAGGAAACAUCAUUGAAUCCGGAAGCCACGAUGAACUCAUCUCUAACCCGGACGGAGCUUACUCUUCUCUCUUACGUAUCCAAGAAGCUGCAAACCCUAACGUAAACCACACUCCAAGCUUACCAGUCAGUACAGAACCCUUGCCGGAACGACCAAUAACAAAGACGGACUUGUGUUCCAUGGAUCAAUCAGGAAACCAACCAGACACAACUAGACAAGGCAAAGUAACAUUGGGACGUCUCUACUCUAUGAUACGUCCUGACUGGAAGUAUGGACUCUUUGGGUUGUUUGGUUCUUUAGUGGCCGGUUCUCAAAUGCCGCUUUUCGCACUUGGGAUCUCGCAGGCGUUAGUUUCUUAUUACAUGGACUGGGAGACGACUCAAAAAGAGGUCAAGAGGAUCUCUAUCCUCUUCUGUUGUGCCUCGGUCAUUACCGUCAUCUCACACGCCAUCGAGCAUACCACCUUUGGUAUCAUGGGUGAGCGUUUGACUCUCCGCGUCCGCCAAAUGAUGUUUUCAGCGAUCCUGAGGAAUGAAAUUGGAUGGUUUGAUAAAGUGGAUAACACUAGCUCAAUGUUAGCGUCGCAGCUUGAAAGCGACAGCACUUUGCUUAGAACGAUCGUGGUCGAUAGGUCGACGAUUCUGUUGGAGAAUUUUGGACUAGUUGUGACAUCUUUCAUCAUUUCUUUUAUACUCAACUGGCGUCUCACUCUUGUUGUCUUGGCAAGAUAUCCAUUGAUCAUCAGCGGACAUAUUAGUGAGAAAAUUUUCAUGCAAGGCUAUGGAGUAAACUUGAAUAAAGCGUAUUUAAAGGCUAACAUGUUGGCCGGAGAGGCUAUUAGCAACAUUCGAACCGUAGCUGCCUUUUGUGCCGAGGUUAAGGUUCUAGAACUUUAUUCCAACGAGCUUCGAGAACCUUCCGAACGUUCUUUUAGGCGUGGACAGAUGGCUGGCAUUUUGUACGGCGUCUCUCAGUUCUUCAUCUUCUCCUCCUACGGCCUCGCCCUCUGGUACGGAUCGGUUUUGAUGGGGCAAGGAUUAUCAAGUUUCGAGUCUGUGAUGAAAACAUUCAUGGUUUUGAUAGUUACUGCGUUAGUGAUGGGUGAAGUGUUGGCUCUAGCCCCUGAUAUACUUAAGGGAAACAAGAUGGUUGCUUCGGUUUUCGAGCUAUUGGACCGAAGAAGUCAGGUCGUUGGAGAUAAAGGCGAGGAGCUGAGUAAUGUGGAAGGUACUAUUGAGCUCAAAGGUGUCCAUUUCAGCUACCCUUCACGGCCUGAUGUGACUAUCUUCGGCGAUUUCGACCUGACAGUUCCUUAUGGGAAAAGCAUGGCGCUCGUGGGACAAAGUGGGUCUGGGAAGAGUUCGGUCCUUUCGCUCAUUCUUCGGUUCUAUGAUCCUACAGCCGGAAUAAUCAUGAUUGACGGACAAGACAUCAGGAAACUGAAACUGAAAUCGCUCCGAAGACACGUCGGUCUGGUUCAACAAGAACAGGCUCUUUUUGCGACAACUAUCUACGAGAACAUCUUGUAUGGAAAAGAAGGAGCACUGGAGUCUGAAGUCAUGGAAGCAGCUAAGCUUGCAAACGCUCACGACUUCAUCUGCUCUCUCCCGGGAGGCUACUCAACUCAAGUUGGGGAACGUGGCAUUCAAAUGUCAGGCGGCCAGAGACAAAGGAUAGCCAUCGCUAGAGCCGUCCUCAAGAAUCCAGCUAUUCUGUUACUUGACGAAGCCACAAGCGCCUUGGACGUUGAAUCAGAGCGUGUGGUACAACAAGCAUUGGAUAGGCUAAUGAGGAACAGGACCACGGUGGUAGUGGCUCACAGGCUAUCGACGAUCAAGAACUCAGAUAUGAUAAGUGUGAUACAAGAAGGUAAGAUCAUAGAGCAAGGCAGCCACAAUAGCCUCAUUGAGAAUGAGAAUGGUCCUUACUCUAGACUUAUCAAUCUCCAGCAGCAGCAACUAUCCUGA
Molecule: messenger RNA, 3657 nt
Organism: Brassica napus (rape)
Lineage: Eukaryota; Viridiplantae; Streptophyta; Magnoliopsida; Brassicales; Brassicaceae
Product: ABC transporter B family member 10
Exons: 13
Coding region: 1-3657 (1218 amino acids)
Biological process (GO): transmembrane transport
Cellular component (GO): membrane
Molecular function (GO): ATP binding; ABC-type transporter activity; ATP hydrolysis activity
Source: RefSeq, a predicted model, not a curated record